AUGUUCUCCACGAGUAUAUCUACCGCCCAACUGGCCGUUCAUGGAGAUGCUAGCCACUCUGUCUUGAAGAAGGGUGAUUUGGAAUUGCCUCCUAUCAAGAAAAUCCUCUCUGAUCUACCGGAGGUUUCUUCCUCUUUACCGCCCCACACGGAAAUUAUCGAAUUUGAAGAGCAACAGGAGAUGUUCCAUGAAUUGCGCGACAUCAUUGAAAAGGCCCAGGAGGUCGACGAGGCUGUAAAUAGCUUCGAUCUCAAGGAACUCCAUGCGUCUCUUGAAGAGGCCGAUGCAAGUGCAAAACGCGGGCGACGGGACGCCGAGACUCUGCAAAGCGUGAGCGCUACUCUGCAAAAGCUAUGGAACUGUAACUCCGAGUACUUGGUUCAAGCUGCUGAGAUUAUUGCAGAUGGUAGCAGAGAUCCUUCAUGGCGUGCUCCAUUUGGCCAGUCUGGCGUUCUGAACUUCUUCCUGGAUCUGGUUGCUUUGAAGGGCGAAGUUGAUACCAGCCUGUUGCUUCAAUCUUUGCGCGUUAUUGGAAACUCCUGUGCCGAUACAGAUGAGAAUAGGGAGAUUGUUGUCAAAGGAAACUAUACCCUUGCUAUCAUUCGAUAUUUCCUUGAUCCAGAUUUGAUUUUUGUGGCCAUUCCAGUUAUCUACAACAUUUGCAUGGAUUACAAACCAGCACAUGCUCAGAUGGCUGCUAAUCGGACAGCUUACAUCUUAUUGAAGCUAAUCAAAGAAGGCGGGAUCGAAGACAAUGAGGCUUUGCUCAAUUUCUCAUAUGACUUGAUUGAGUUGGCCUCAGAACAAGCCGAAGGCAUCGAAAACUCUCCCAACGGAACAAUUCUACUGCUGAUGGAGCUUGCCAUUGAUGAGACUCUGGAUUUUGCGCAUUUCUCAUCGUUGGCAACUUCUCUUGCUGCUUACCUCGAAAAAGAAAAGUUUCAGAAUGUCUGCGUGUCGAAUGGGAUGGUGGAAGGCGUGCUAGAUGUCCUGCGCCAUUCAUUUUCGAUUGUGGUGGACCCUUCUUUGAGCGAAGACGUCAAGGCUCUCGCGCAGCUCCGCCUCAAGAUUAACCAGGCUUUGGCUGAGGUAUCAGCCUCAUCAUUGUUCGCCCAAUACUAUCCACUUGACUCUCCUCUUUCACAGACCUUGAAGUCGUGGGUAGUUGCAACCGAAGAUCAACUUCAGAUCUGCGCCUGUGUUAUGCUUGGUAAUCUCGCUCGGUCCGACGAGGUCUGCCAGGUGAUGGUCAGGGACCUCAAAAUCCACGAGGAAUUGAUAGCUGUUCUCAAGGGCGAUGCCCGUGGUGCGGUACUGCACUCUUCGCUUGGUUUCCUGAAGAACCUUGCAAUUGCAGGUGACAACAGAGCUAUUCUUGGAGAAGCUGGUAUCAUCCCUGCUAUUUCACGAUUAUGGGCAUACGAAUCUGUUCCGCAGGUUCAAUUCUCAGCUGCAAGUAUAGCGCGCCAAGUGAUUAUUUCCUCGAUGGGUAACAUUUCUCGUCUUCUCGCUCCUCUCUCACAAGAUCUCGAUUCUCCGGCUCACCAACGGACUUAUCUCUCGCUGCUUCUGUCUCUUUUCGAGAAAACAGACUCUACACCAAUUAAGACUGAAAUCGGACGGACAGUUGCUUCGAUAUGUCGGACUGUUAGCCCCAAGGCUCGUGAUAGAGAUGAAGAAGCAACUUCUUUGCUUGACCGGCUGUACACCCUGCACGAGGGUGUUUCGCUGCCAGUAGGUGCGAUGAUCACACAGACCCAGUGGCCUGUUGUUCGCAGUGAAGGCUGGUUUGCUCUGGCUCUAAUGGCGACAAACAAACUGGGUUGUGCCGCCGUUGUGGACUGCUUGCACAAGACAGAGGUUACUGAGUUGCUCAAGACGACCCUGAGUGGGGGCACUCCCAAUCAAGAUAACGCUGAGGAGACAGACAAGUCCCAAGAGAUCAAAGACCGUGACAACGCUUUCGUGCUUGUGCAAGGACUACUGAAGAACGAGUCCGGUACUCUUCCUGUGGGUUAUAGAGAUAUGCUGGAAGACUUGGCGAAGGUCAAGGCCUUGCAGUUAAAAGCUAUAACAGAUGUUUAG
Molecule: messenger RNA, 2085 nt
Organism: Penicillium vulpinum
Lineage: Eukaryota; Fungi; Ascomycota; Eurotiomycetes; Eurotiales; Aspergillaceae
Exons: 6
Coding region: 1-2085 (694 amino acids)
Biological process (GO): positive regulation of GTPase activity
Cellular component (GO): cytosol
Molecular function (GO): guanyl-nucleotide exchange factor activity
Source: RefSeq, a predicted model, not a curated record